UAGAGGUACGAGGAGUAUUUAAAACAGCCUGGCACUGCCAGAGCCCAGUGUCCAGCACCGGGAGGGAGGCAGGACACUGGCAGAAGGUCCUGGGGUCAGACACCAGCAAACCCGGGAGCAGCCAGUCUUGGAGAACCAGCGAGUACAAAAUACUCUGCAGAAGGAACUUGGAGUGGAAUGCAAGAAAAAUGACUUCACUAGCAUUCAUCUUCCUGCUCGCCCUCCUCCCAGCCCAAUCUGCAAGCAGCAGACACCUCCCCAAGACAGCAAUUGAAAGCCCUGUGUUUGGACCACAGCAGGUAUAUGGGCUGGUCGAGGGGUCUGUCACCGUGACAUGCUUCUACCCUCCCACCAGUGUGAAUAGACACGACAGAAAGUACUGGUGCAAGCAAUCAGCCACGGGCUGCACCACCAUUGUCUCUACCAGUGGCUACACCGCAUCAGGCUUCCAAGGAAGAGUCUCCAUCAUCGACUACCCACUGGCAAAGAGCUUCCAGAUUAACAUGACCGGGCUCAUAGAGGCAGAUGAAGGCACCUACCAGUGUGGGAUUGGUAUCAAUGGCAGAGGGCUCUCCCACAAAGUCGUCCUGGAAGUUUCUGAAGGUCCACACGUACCCGAGGGGGCUGAUCUCUUCUACGUGAAGCUGCACAGCACUUUGACCAUGGACUGCAGCUUUGGGAAAGAGUAUGCAAGCUAUAGGAAAUACCUGUGCAAGAUGGACAAAAGGGGCUGCCAGAAUGUUGUUGAUACUUACCAGAAAUAUGGUGAGGAUUACGUUGGGCGAGUUAUGCUGACCAAUACGGAGCCUGCAGGCUCAUUCAGCGUCACAAUAACUCAGAUGGGCUGGGAGGACUCUGGCCUGUACGUGUGCGGGGCUGGCACCUACGAGCAGAAUGGUGUAUCGAAGCAGCUGGACGUGCACGUCUAUGAGGAGUCAAAGGUUCCUCAAGGAAAGCCCACAAUAUUUGGAGUAAAAGGAAGUUCAGUAACUUUUGAAUGCCGCUAUGAGCCUCUAAGAAGGUCCUCGUUGAAGUACUUGUGCAAGUGGAGAGAAAACGGGUGUGCUAAGAUCAUAGAUAACGAAGGGUUUGUGCAAGGCCUGUAUGAAGGAAGAGUGGCCAUGUACAACAACCCACAAAACAACACGUACACCGUCAUCCUCAACCAGCUGAGGAACAGUGACCAAGGCUAUUACUGGUGCAUGACAAACAAGGACGAUGAGCAGCAGUCAUCAACUGAGCUGAAGAUCAUAGAUGGACAACCUGGACUGCAGGGAAAGAAGGAUGUGGAGGUGCAAGAGGGUUCACGGGUCGACUUAACUUGCUCUUAUCCGUGCAAAUACUACUCCUACCAGAAGUACUGGUGCAAGUGGAGCAACACCGGUUGCACCCCCAUGCCUGCUUCUGACCAAAGGCAGCCGGGGAUGAACGUUGGCUGUGACACCGACAACAAGACAGUGAUCCUGAGCUUCGACUCGGUGUCAAAGACAGACCAAGGCUGGUACUGGUGUGGGGUGAAGCACAACGGCCUCUACGGGGAAACCAUGGCAGUGUACCUGACGGUGACCGGAGGAAGCGCUGCCAACAGUGACCUCAACCUCCUGGAGAACGCCGAGCCCCCGGCCCACGCUGAGCCCACCAGCCGUGCCGAGCCCCCGGCCCACGCUGAGCCCACCAACCAUGUUGAGCCCUCCAACCACGUUGAGCCCCCGAGCCGUGCCGAGGAUGGUUUUAUUCCCCGAGGAAGGUCCCACAGCGACCUUAGGGCUCAAGACGCAGCUGUCUCGGGAAGCUCUGAUGAAAGCCACGGCCCCAAUAAACUUGUUUUAAUCCUGAGCCCUCUUGGUGCCGUGCUCCUGAUCCUCGUGGCAGUUUUCGCCGUGUUUAAAUACAGGCAGCUGAAGAGAUCUGACCUGGUGUCCGUGGGGAGCUACAGGACAAACAUCAGCAUGUCAGACUUUGAAAGCGUGAAGGAUUACAGCGCGAGCAAUAACGCCUGUGUGAAGGAGACCCAGGAGACCCAGAUAGGAGGGGACGAGUUCGUCACCACCGUGGUUGCCCCGGAAAGUGCUGCUGAGACAAAGAAGGCAAAAAGGAGCUCCAAGGAGGAUGCUGACCUCGCCUACUCCGCCUUCCUCCUCACCUCCACCAGCAUCGCCCAGGGCGGCCCCGGGGAGGGCAACGCUGCCCCAGAGGUGUCCCCCCAAAACUGGGAGGGCCAGAUGUGAACGCGAGGGACCAAGAGGUGGCAGUGACUGGGACCGUCUCUACCUUGAGGAGCAGAGCAAGACAUCAGCAAGCAGCACCCUUUAUUGCUAACUGCAAUUUCCUAUAGCUUGACCUUUUUUUUUUUUUUUUUUUUUUUUUGCUUAAAUUCAGCUUUGAGAGGUGAUUUAGGAGGAACCAUUUGAUGCCAAGUGGGGUGGCUGGGCUGGAGGUGCAGGUCUGAGCGAGCAGGUUGGACUGGGAAACAGCAGGGGCUGGUGUAGCUUAGCCCACCACCAGCCCCAGCCCCACCAGUGCCCUCCCAACACGGUGGGCUCUCAGAGGCACAUUUUGCAAAAACAACAAAAAAAAUUUCUCAUAUUCUUUUAAAGGCAGCUGGAAAACCCUCUAGAACGACAACCCGUGUUUUUGAUUCCUCUUAGCUUUUUCACCCCAAGGGCAGUACCUGCAGACCAGACGUGGUCUGAAGUGUUUUUACACACAAGCAAUAACGAAAACCAUUGGCUUUCACCAGACGAGGGGGCCUCACAGUCCGUGGGAGGGCAGGGGGAGAGUGCACCCAAAGAUGGGAUGCUUUUGGGAGGGGCUUUCUCCCCCUCCUCUUACUGCAGCAUCGCAUCUGGUGUUGCAAUUGGUACAGGACCUUAGAAGAAACCCGCAAUUAAUGGAGAUAAACAGGAAACGUUUUGAGUAAUCUCAUGUGCAUUUCCAUCAACAGCAGGAAUUGACCACGGAGUGACAUUAAUUAGUAUGAAAACUUACCAGCAGCCCACACAGCUGACUGGGCAACACGCGCCGGUGCUCAUGGCACUGUAUCCAUUUGCAUGGUCCAGACCAAACUCCCCAGAGCAGCUGAACCAACAACCUCCCAUUUCUGACCUGGAGCCGGAACAACCGAGCCCAAUCCGUGCUCCUCUGCCACCGGGCCACCCGCUGAGGGUGGCCUUUGAAACCCACCCUUCGCUUAAUAAACCUGAGCCACACAUCACUCACAUUUUCCCCGGCUGACUUCAUGUUUAUCCAGGCAGAAACAAGGAUGACUGUGAUUAAA
Calidris pugnax (ruff) is the source of this 3277-nucleotide messenger RNA. Its product is annotated as polymeric immunoglobulin receptor-like. The coding region runs from base 189 to 2228 and encodes 679 amino acids. Gene Ontology annotation, cellular component: plasma membrane. Lineage: Eukaryota; Metazoa; Chordata; Aves; Charadriiformes; Scolopacidae. The record is from RefSeq and is a predicted model, not a curated record. The transcript is spliced from 11 exons. Gene Ontology annotation, molecular function: transmembrane signaling receptor activity.